Messenger RNA from Ostrea edulis (European flat oyster), 449 nucleotides. RefSeq lists its product as uncharacterized. Bases 32 to 313 code for a protein of 93 amino acids. The transcript is spliced from 2 exons. The record is from RefSeq and is a predicted model, not a curated record. NCBI's taxonomy places the organism in Eukaryota, Metazoa, Mollusca, Bivalvia, Ostreida, Ostreidae.
UUCCUGUGGUGCGAUAUUGUUCAAAUUGAACAUGAUUCGGAUCUUUCUUUUGUCAUGUGUAUGUGUUUCCCAAGUUAGAUUAUAUGACAACAUUGCUUCAGGAAAAGCUGCACAGCAGCUGUAUCCAUUUUCUUCCUCUAGAUGGGGAGCUGAUAAAGCGGUGGACGGACUAAAAUCAGACUACUCUGCUGUUGGAGGACAGUGUACGAUAUCGGGAAUGGAGAAACGAACAGCCAGGUGGUGGGUGGAUUUAGGAGGUGUCCUCAGUAUACGUCACAUAACUAUAUACUACAGAACAGACAAUUUAGCCUGAUGUAAUUUUUAUGAAUAAUUUGAUACAUGGCGGAUUGAGAUGUGUGUCUCCUCUAUCUACAGUACGCGUAGUGUGUUGCUGUCUACAGUCAAUUCAAAAUUAUCUUAUAGCAAUUAAUCUGCAUGACGGAUAUCUA